AAGCCAUUUAAGGUCAUACUGAAGUAAACAUUUUUGGCGCCGCCGGCAAAUUGUUUCGUUAAUCCAGGAAUAACAAAGAAAAUAGAGGAAAAUGCGAGCUGUUACAGAACCCGAUCACUGCAUCCAACUGAACGAGACCAUCUAUUGCUUCGAGAUUUGCACCAAUGACUUUGCCUACAACCUAAUCGCAGUGGCGCUCAAAAAGGAAAUCAGCUUGAUACUCGUAGGACUGCCGGAGGAGAGCGGCGACUUUGGGUACACCCACCUGCAGGACCUGGACGUGAGCGACAAGGAUCAGCGGUGCGUCAGCGCACUGGCCUUCUCGCCGGACACCUCGCUGAACUGCACCCCCAACAAUGUGACUGUGUGCGCCGCCCAGGGCAGCCAGCUGAAGAUACUGCGCACCGAUCUGGGCCAGUUCAACACGCUCCAGGUCCUCCACGGCCACGGAGACUAUGUCAACGACGUAUCUUGGGUCUGCGAGGGCGAGCUGCUGGCCUCCGUCAGCGAUGACUUCACCUGCCGCUUUUGGACGACGGCAGGCAGCGGGGAGAAUGUCAUCACCUUCGGCCUGUCCUCUGCUGGCAUGUCCAUCAAGAGCCACCCCGAGGAUCCCAAUAAGGUGCUGGUGGCGGAAAAGAAAGGCAUCAUCCAUCUGUACAAUGUGAGGAGCAAGCAGACGGUCAUCUCCGUGGAGUCACCCAAGUUCCCGCUCAUGUCGGCGGAUUGGGCCAACAGCAAUAGGCUGUUCAUCACCUCUCUGGCUGGCGGGGACGUUGUCACCUGGGACCUCAACAGACCCUUUGUGCCCGCCGAUGUCAAGCAGGUCCACGAGGAUUGCGGCCGAGUGGUUCGAUUUGCACCGGGAAGCUCAGAAAUGGUCAUCGCCCUGAUCAUCGGACUCACACUCAAGGUUUUCGCAGCCAAGUCCACGGUGCCAUUGCUGGAGGCUCCCCUGAAAACCUUCGGCGGCAUGGCCUGGCAUCAUCGAUUGCCCUAUAUCACGGCGGUCUCUGACAGAAAACUGCUCUUCUGGAAAGUGCAAAUGAAGUAAAGCUGGUGAACACUUUGUUAAUAUAAAAUAAAAUUUAUCUUUUUAUUUAUAA
Messenger RNA from Drosophila biarmipes, 1106 nucleotides. It is a transcript of the gene Nup37, whose product is annotated as nucleoporin Nup37. Gene Ontology annotation, molecular function: protein binding. The record is from RefSeq and is a predicted model, not a curated record. The transcript has 3 exons. Gene Ontology annotation, cellular component: nuclear pore outer ring. Bases 92 to 1054 code for a protein of 320 amino acids. Lineage: Eukaryota; Metazoa; Arthropoda; Insecta; Diptera; Drosophilidae.